This is a messenger RNA of Rhododendron vialii, 2085 nucleotides long. RefSeq names its product protein MOR1-like. Lineage: Eukaryota; Viridiplantae; Streptophyta; Magnoliopsida; Ericales; Ericaceae. The transcript has 16 exons. Gene Ontology annotation, biological process: microtubule polymerization; mitotic spindle organization; establishment or maintenance of microtubule cytoskeleton polarity. The coding region runs from base 152 to 2002 and encodes 616 amino acids. The record is from RefSeq and is a predicted model, not a curated record. Gene Ontology annotation, molecular function: microtubule plus-end binding; microtubule plus end polymerase activity. Gene Ontology annotation, cellular component: microtubule plus-end; spindle pole; kinetochore.
CUUUCUUUCUUUUCCGAAUGGUCAUUACAGUUUUGGCCGAGGCUUUUCCCACUUUGGUCUCUCUCGCCCCAUCUCUCGACGGCCGAGGCUAUUCCUUUCGGCUCUGAGUCUCUCUCUCUAACAGCGCUUCUGUAGUAGAUUCGGUAGCACAAUGUCGGAGACGGAGGAUGAGAAGUUGUUGAAGGAGGCUGAGGAACUGCCGUGGGAGGUUCGACUGUUGCAUAAGAACUGGAAGGUGAGGAACGAGGCUAACAUCAACCUCGCCGCCCUUUGCAAUUCCAUCACGGAUCCCGAGGAUCCCCGCCUACGCGAAUUCGGGCCGUUCUUUAAGAACACCGUUGCGGAUUCAAACCCGUACGUGCAGGAGAGGGCUCUCGACGCGCUGAUUGCGUACUUGAAAGUUGUCAAUGCAGAUUCUGCGGAAGGAUAUGCGAAAGAAGUGUGUGAUGUAAUUGCAGCAAAAUGCCUAACUGGUAGACCCAAGACAGUCAAGAAGUCUCAGAUGGUGUUCAUGCUUCUGAUAGAGUUGGAAUCUGUUGACGUUGUCUUGGAUGCUAUGGAGAAAGCUAUUAUUAAAAAGGUUGCUAAAGCAGUUGUUCCAGCAAUUGAUAUCAUUUUGCAAGCUUUAAGAGAAUUUGGGGUGAAGAUAGUGCCCCCUAAAAGAAUAUUAAAGCUGUUGCCUGAACUCUUUGACCACCGAGAUCAAAAUGUUCGUGCUUCAUCCAGAGGAUUAACGCUUGAGCUUUGUCGUUGGAUUGGAAAAGAAACUGUGAAAUCAGUAUUGUUUGAGAAAAUGCCAAAUGCGAUGAAAAAAGAAUUGGAGGCUGAGCUUGUCAGUGUCUCUGGGAUAGCUAGACCAUCUCGCAAAACAAGAUCCGAGCAAGAACCUGUGUCUGAAAUUGUAGGUUCUGGUCGUGAAGAAUCUGUUGCUGAUGCAGCCCAGGAAAUAGAUGAGCAUCAACUUGUUGACGCUGUUGAUAUAUUGACUCCUUUGGAGACGGCAGGGUUUCAGGAUGGACUGCCAGGUGAUAUGAGUCUUGAAGAGAUUGAACGCAGAGUAGGUUCUCUCAUACAACCUCAUAUUGUUGACCGAUUGAAGAGCGCUGUCUGGACAGAGAGGUUUAAAGCAAUUGUGUCAUUUAAAGAGCAGGUGGAAUUGAUAAAGGAACUUGACCAGUCGGUGGAGAUCUUAGUUCGUUUCCUCUGUGCUGUUCCUGGAUGGAGUGAGAAAAAUGUUAAGGUCCAACUAAAGGUUAUUGAUGUUAUCACCCAUAUAGCUUCAACUGCAUCAAAGUUUCCAAAAAAUUGUGUUGUUCUUUGCAUUCUUGGUAUUGGUGAAUGUGUUGCGGAUAUGAAGACCUGUGCUCGUGCCAAGAAGUGCCUAACAACGUUUUCGGAGGCCGUAGGCCCAGGAUUUAUUUUUGAAAGACUUUACAAAAUCAUGAAGGAGCACCGUAAUCCCAAGGUUCUUAUCAAGGGUAUCCAGUGGAUGGUUUCAGCAGUUGAGGACUUUGGUGUUUCAGAUUUAAAAAUUGAGGAUUUGCUGUAUUUUUGCAAAUCUAUGGGUUUGCUAUCCAGUGUUGCUGCUGCUAGAAAUGCCACUAUAAAACUGAUUGGUGCUUUACACAAGUUUGUUGGGCCAGAUAUCAAAGGGUUCUUCUCAGAUGUCGGACCUGCUGCUCUUUGUAUUGCACUUGAGGCAGAGUGCAGAAAAAACCCUUUUGUGAGUGGAGCUGCAGUCCCAAAAAAGACUAUAAAGUCGUUGGAAUCCUUGUCAUUAUUGUCUGGUGGUGGCUUAGGUAGCCUACCAUGCAAAGAUAUUAGUGCAAUACCUACUUUGAUGAAAGGAUUAGAAAGUGCUGAUUCGAAGGUCUGGUUUUCAGCAUAUAAAUCCUUUGUUUGUAAUGUAGUUUGUGAUUAUGAGUUACAUUUAUUAGAAGUGGUACCUAUUGUUCAGAAUUAUUCUCCUGAAUGGGUUUUUCUUUUAUCCAGGUUCGUUUAGAAUGUAUUGAGGUUUUAUCUAAAAUCUGGACAGGUUAGUUUAGAAUCUGUUCAAAUCCUUAGUCUAAGUUGCUUCUGUUUCUG